UGAAUGCUUGUUGAUGAAUGAAUGAAUGCUUGUUGGAUGAAUGAAUGCUUGUUGGAUGAAUGAAUGAAUGAGGUGGAGACGUUGCCAGGAGCAGACCAGGGCCUGGGACUCCAGACUCCUGACCCCCGCCGGCACCCAGUGGAGACUUCCCUGGAAGGAACCUCCUCGGCCGACUUCCCACUGGCUCAGCACGGGAGGUGACUGGGACCCUGCAGUUCCCUUUUGCAGAAGAGGAAACUGAGGCUCAGAGACUUCAAUGCCUCUGCCCAAGGCGGUCAGCAGCCGAUUCAGGUGCGCAGGAGGAUGGUGGCGCGGCCCUAGGCCCACGCUCCGCACCAUGACCUGCUGGCUGUGCGUCCUGAGCCUGCCCCUGCUGCUGCUGCCCGCGGCGCCGCCCCCGGCCGGAGGCUGCCCGGCCCGCUGCGAGUGCACCCCGCAGACCCGCGCCGUGGCCUGCGCGCGCCGCCGCCUGACCGCCGUGCCGGAAGGCAUCCCGGCCGAGACGCGCCUGCUGGAGCUCAGCCGCAACCGCAUCCGCUGCCUGAACCCGGGCGACCUGGCCGCGCUGCCCGCGCUGGAGGAGCUGGACCUGAGCGAGAACGCCAUCGCGCACGUGGAGCCCGGCGCCUUCGCCAACCUGCCGCGCCUGCGCGUCCUGCGUCUCCGGGGCAACCAGCUGAAGCUCAUCCCGCCGGGGGUCUUCACGCGCCUGGACAACCUCACGCUGCUGGACCUGAGCGAGAACAAGCUGGUGAUCCUGCUGGACUACGCGUUCCAGGACCUGCGCAGCCUGCGGCGCCUGGAGGUGGGCGACAACGACCUGGUGUUCAUCUCGCGCCGGGCCUUCGCGGGGCUGCUGGCGCUGGAGGAGCUCACCCUGGAGCGCUGCAACCUCACGGCGCUGUCCGGGGAGUCGCUGGGCCACCUGCGCGGCCUGGGCGCCCUGCGGCUGCGCCACCUGGCCAUCGCCGCCCUGGAGGACCAGAACUUCCGCAGGCUGCCCGGGCUGCUGCACCUGGAGAUCGACAACUGGCCGCUGCUGGAGGAGGUGGCGGCGGGCAGCCUGCGGGGCCUGAACCUGAGCUCGCUGUCCGUCACCCACACCAACAUCAGCGCCGUGCCGGCCGCCGCGCUGCGCCACCAGGCGCACCUGACCUGCCUCAACCUCUCGCACAACCCCAUCAGCACCGUGCCGCGCGGCUCGUUCCGGGACCUGGUCCGCCUGCGCGAGCUACACCUGGCCGGGGCCCUGCUGGCCGUGGUGGAGCCGCAGGCCUUCCUGGGCCUGCGCCAGAUCCGCCUGCUCAACCUGUCCGACAACCUGCUGUCCACGCUGGAGGAGAGCACCUUCCACUCGGUGAACACGCUGGAGACGCUGCGCGUGGACGGGAACCCGCUGGCCUGCGACUGCCGCCUGCUGUGGAUCGUGCAGCGGCGCAAGACGCUCAACUUCGACGGGCGGCUGCCGGCCUGCGCCACCCCUGCCGAGGUCCGCGGCGACGCGCUGCGCAAGCUGCCCGACUCGGUGCUGUUCGAGUACUUCGUGUGCCGCAAGCCCAAGAUCCGCGAGCGGCGGCUGCAGCGCGUCACCGCGGCCGCGGGCGAGGACGUGCGCUUCCUGUGCCGCGCCGAGGGCGAGCCCGCGCCCAGCGUGGCCUGGGUGACGCCGCAGCACCGGGCGGUGACGGCCGCCAGCGCGGGCCGGGCGCGCGUGCUGCCCGGGGGCACCCUGGAGAUCCGGGACGCGCGGCCGCAGGACAGCGGCACCUACACGUGCGUGGCCAGCAACGCGGGCGGCAACGACACCUACUUCGCCACGCUGAGCGUGCGCCCCGAGCCGGCCGCCAACCGGACCCCGGGCGAGGCGCGCAACGAGACGCUGGCGGCCCUGCGCGCGCCGCUGGACCUCACCACCAUCCUGGUGUCCACCGCCAUGGGCUGCAUCACGUUCCUGGGCGUGGUCCUCUUCUGCUUCGUGCUGCUGUUCGUGUGGAGCCGCGGCCGCGGGCAGCACAAGAACAACUUCUCCGUGGAGUACUCGUUCCGCAAGGUGGACGGGCCGGCGGCCGCGGCGGGCCAGGGGGGCGCGCGCAAGUUCAACAUGAAGAUGAUCUGAGGGUCCCCGGGGGCGGGGCCGGGCCCUCCCCUGCCCACCCACCCCGCCACCCCGCCACCCUCCCGGGCCGGCCGCGCGGGGCCAACCUGCGCAUCUUCCGGAGGGGGCGGGGCGGCUCCCCCUCCCCCGGCAGAAUUUCCCCUUUUUUUGUAGACGCCCGACCGCAGGACUGUUUUUCAUCAGCAUGCGUCUUUUUGCAGUUUCUCAAGCGUUUUCUAAAGGUUUCAACCGGUCUUCCUGUCCCUGCUAUGGUGGCUGAGCUGGGGGAGGGGGUGCGGGCUGCAAGGAUGGGGGGAUGGGCUGCCGUCUGCCAACCCGGGACGGCUGGGGGGGUCUCAGGCCCGCAGUCCACACCCAGGAGGCAUACGGCUGCUGCCGCCAGGCCCUGGGCUUCCUCUCCCCCAGCCCUUGGCACGAAGGUCACAUGGGGGAGACGGUGGACACCCAGCCCCCAGGGGAGGCUGCACAGAGAGUCUGCGCUUUUCACACCUGGGCGUCCUGCACC
Cebus imitator (Panamanian white-faced capuchin) is the source of this 2621-nucleotide messenger RNA. It is a transcript of the gene LINGO3, whose product is annotated as leucine rich repeat and Ig domain containing 3. Bases 257 to 2116 code for a protein of 619 amino acids. The record is from RefSeq and is a predicted model, not a curated record. Lineage: Eukaryota; Metazoa; Chordata; Mammalia; Primates; Cebidae. Gene Ontology annotation, cellular component: extracellular region. The transcript has 2 exons. Gene Ontology annotation, molecular function: protein binding.